This is a messenger RNA of Apiotrichum porosum, 960 nucleotides long. RefSeq lists its product as uncharacterized. The transcript is spliced from 3 exons. Bases 1 to 960 code for a protein of 319 amino acids. The record is from RefSeq and is a predicted model, not a curated record. Lineage: Eukaryota; Fungi; Basidiomycota; Tremellomycetes; Trichosporonales; Trichosporonaceae.
AUGGUCGCGCCGCGCAUCACCGUCUCGGGCGCAGGCGGCAUGACACACCACGCGCACGGGCACAGCACCCCGCACCGAGUAGUGCGGUUCGUCGAGACGGCCAUCCGCGGCGACGAGGUGCCGUGGAAAGCGCAUCCAGAGUGGUUUGAGCGGUACGACUUUGUGGUGCGCCGCCCGCCGCCGCCGUCGUCGUCUACCGAGCCGGCCACGAGCGAGUCGGGCACGGUCACGCUCUUGGAGCAUGUCAAGCCCGAUGACGCCGGGGUCGGAAACAAGGGCUUGAACUCGCUGCCGCACCCGCACCGCGCCAUGUUCUUCACCCACUUCCACUGGGUGGACGCCGAGGGAGCGCCGCAGACGGUGACGCGGGAAGAACUCAUCAACACGUUUGACGCGGUGGUGGAGGCCUUUGAGCAGGCGUUUGCGGCGUACCUCGAUGCCCACCUCGUGCUCCUCCAACCCCGCGCCCAGAAGCUCAACCACAUCCCAGCAUACAAGCGCGUCUACGACAUUGCCGUCGACCUCCGCCGCCGAGUGUCGCUCCUGCACGAGCUGGCAGUGGGCUUUGGCGAGUACCUGUCGUUCCUGUCGGAUGCAGAGACGAUGGGCGACAUCCCACAUAAAUGGCACCGACACCCGGGUCCCAUCACUGCCACCACGCUGCUCACGAGUCCCCUCCACCUCCGGCCUGUGUGGUAUGCGGCCGUGAGCGAGGGGACCGUGUCCGACUAUGCCUUCCGGGUGGCGGCGCUGCUACAGGGGGACGAGACGUUGCCGGGUACCGAAGAGUGGGAAGAGUUGGCAGAGCGGGGCAAGGAGGCCGUGGAGCAGUUGACGCUCGAGGUGGGCCUCAAGCCACCCGAAGAGACGGACGGGAGGAAGCGGAGGACGCUGCCCAGCAAUGCGAGCAGGUACAGGCGCCAGUGGGAGAUUGGGUGGGGUCACUGGACCAUGUGGUGA